Messenger RNA from Paraglomus brasilianum, 1020 nucleotides. NCBI's taxonomy places the organism in Eukaryota, Fungi, Glomeromycota, Glomeromycetes, Paraglomerales, Paraglomeraceae. The record is from the annotation of a GenBank genome assembly.
AUGCAUGCUUCAAAUGCAAAAAAGACAAGAAGCCUUGUAAUGGUGACUAUCAAACGGGAAAACCUUGUACGAAUUGUACAAGACGUGGAGAAGAAUGCUCAUUCCCAGAACCGGGACGCAAACCCAAAGGAUUACCGUCAACAGAAAGUCUUAAUGAAAGAGUUCGCAACCUGGAAAGCAAAUUACGAGAAACAACUAGCACCAUAUCGAAAGACUACGGAUGAACAAGUUGAACUGCUAAGAUCGCUAUGGCAUGAAUUCACAAAUAGUAAUAAGACAUUACAGUCGGUAGAAACAGCUUAUUUGCAAAUAUCCGAAAAACUGAGACUGUUAGUACUGACUACGGAUGAUGAAAAAGGAAGACAAGAAAUAUGGGCGUCUAUUAAAGGUAUGAUAGAAGCACAUAAAAAAAAUAAAGAGACUGUCAGUGGUGAUACAAAUGAAGCUACAGCAGUUAGUGCUACUACAAAAUUUACAGAUCAAAAAAGGGCAUCAAAACGUGGUCUUGACAAUAAAACUAAGCCUCGAAAGCCAAAAAGAGUAAAAGCAAUGGACUUUGACACGCAAGUGAAGUUGACAGACAGCUUCGGUCAACACCCCCCUCAACCAUCACACAAUAUCACAUCCCCCGAACCACCAUUCACAACUAAUGCAAUUCGUCAACCGGGAGGAACAUUUGUAAUGUCCUCAUACGUGGACAGCGCUCUCCAUCCGAGCGGUGUAGGUGUGUUCAAGCAGAUGGCGUACAAUGCCACCGAAGCACCUAGCAUACAGUCAGAGUCUUCCCCAAACACAACGUUAAUGCAAUCACCAAAUAUGGAGCCUUAUAUUAGCGACUUUAUGUCACCCCUGGGAACUAUUCAUACAUCCUCGUCUUCCAUCUACCACCCACCAUAUGCUCAGAAUUACCCAGAAACGUUUUCUCAUUCAACAGGACAAUCGCGGAUUGGAGAUAACGUUGAUAUUGUACCGUCACAGGGUGGAAAUUGUCAUGAGGAAGGAGGGAAUGAGGGAUGGUAA